Messenger RNA from Dovyalis caffra, 1755 nucleotides. The record is from the annotation of a GenBank genome assembly. Lineage: Eukaryota; Viridiplantae; Streptophyta; Magnoliopsida; Malpighiales; Salicaceae.
AUGAGAGCAGCAAGUGCGAGUUUGAGUCCAACAACAAAUGCAAGUGCUGGUUUGAGGAACACCAAUCACUUCAAUUUCACCUUUCCCCCACUCUCAACCGUGAAGAACAACAAGAAUUGGAGCAGUCUAGUGGUGGUGAGAGCCAUCAAGGACAGGAAAGAGGCAGAGAAAGAGAAUGUGGAUGAAUAUAACAAGGAAAGCACAACAAAGCAGCAGCAGCAGCAACAGCAACAGCAACAGCAGCAGCAGCCUCUGAGUUUGGAGGAUGUGAACCCAGUUGGACUUGGAAGGAAGUCAAGGCAGAUAUUUGAUGAGGUGUGGAGGAAGUUCUCUGGGUUGGGACAGAUAUCAAGAACGACACGUGCAGAUGAUCAGGAAGCUCUUGAUGCAUUGCUCGUUAGGGAAGGUCCCAUGUGUGAGUUCGCUAUCCCUGGUGCCCAGAAUACCACUGUUCUUGUUGUUGGUGCCACCAGUCGCAUUGGCCGCAUUGUUGUGAGGAAACUUAUGCUCAGGGGUUACACUGUCAAGGCUUUGGUGAGGAAGGCAGAUGAGGAGGUUGUGAACCUGCUUCCAAGGUCAGUGGAGAUAGUAACAGGAGAUGUGGGUGAUCCCUCUACCCUCAAGGAAGCAGUGGAAGGCUGCAACAAAAUCAUAUAUUGUGCCACUGCUCGUUCUUCCAUCACUGGAGAUCUUUUCAGAGUUGAUCAACAAGGGGUUUCUAACCUAACCAAAGCCCUUCAAGACUAUAACAACCAACUAGCUCAACUAAGAGCUGGAAAAAGCAGCAAAAGCAAGCUCUUGCUUGCGAAGUUUAAAUCUGCAGAUUCAUUGAAUGGCUGGGAAAUCCGUCAAGGAACUUACUUCCAGGAUGCAGUUGCUUCAAAGUACGAUGCAGGAAUGGAUGCUAAAUUUGAGUUCACCGAGGCUGGAGAAGCAGUUUUCUCAGGGUAUGUUUUCACUAGGGGAGGCUAUGUUGAACUUUCAAAAAAGCUAUCACUUCCUCUGGGUUAUACUCUUGACAGGUAUGAAGGUCUAGUUCUUUCUGUCGGAGGAAAUGGAAGAUCUUAUGUUUUAUUACUAGAAGCUGGUCCUUCAGCUGAUACAACCCAAAGCAAAUUGUACUUUGCAAGAAUUAGCACCAAAGUAGGAUUUUGUAGGGUAAGAGUGCCAUUUUCUUCCUUUCGCCCAGUAAAUCCAGAUGAUCCGCCAUUGGACCCAUUUCUUGUACACACAAUGACCAUUCGCUUUGAGCCCCGAAGACAGAGACCUGUUGAAAGAUCUGGUGGAGUGAAGCAAGACCUGAGAAGCUUUAAGCUUAUAUUGGAAUAUAUAAAAGCUUUGCCUACUGGGCAAGAAACAGACUUUGUCUUAGUCUCAUGUACUGGAUUAGGUGUAGAACCCGUAAGAAGAGAGCAAGUUCUGAAGGCCAAGAGGGCCGGGGAAGACUCGCUGAGGAGAUCAGGACUUGGAUACACAAUCAUUCGCCCUGGUCCCCUAACAGAGGAACCAGGUGGUCAACGUGCACUCAUAUUUGAUCAAGGAAACAGGAUUUCUCAAGGAAUUAGCUGUGCCGACGUGGCUGAUAUCUGUGUGAAGGCAUUGCAUGAUUCGACUGCAAGAAACAAGAGCUUCGAUGUUUGUUAUGAAUACGUUGCCGAGCAAGGAAGGGAGCUCUAUGAACUUGUGGCGCAUUUACCGGACAAAGCGAACAACUAUUUGACACCAGCACUAUCUGUUUUGGAGAAGAACACUUGA